CACUGGUAGCGCCGCCCACCGCCCCCGCCGCGUACCUGGAGGUCGGAGUAGGGCUUGGCCAACUGUCUCCAUCCGCUGGCGGAGUCUCUCUUCCUGGAUUCCGCCUCCCUCGGCUACCCCCGGUGUAGAUCGAAGUUAGCGGGCGAUGGCGGGACUGCGGGACGGGCUUCGGGAGAGGGUUUGAGGCGCAAGAGCGGAGGAAGGAGUCCGGCGCGUACCCUAGGAACAGGAUCCUUAACAUUUUCAGAGACUCUUUUGGAAAGAACAAGUCUACUUCAAUAAAUGAAGGAGAAUAAAGAAAAUUCAAGCCCUUCAGUAACCUCAGCAAACCUGGACCACACAAAACCAUGUUGGUACUGGGAUAAGAAAGACUUGGCCCAUACACCCUCGCAAUUGGAAGGACUCGACCCAGCCACUGAGGCCCGGUACCGCCGAGAGGGGGCUCGGUUCAUCUUUGAUGUGGGCACGCGUUUGGGACUCCACUAUGAUACCCUGGCAACUGGAAUAAUUUAUUUCCAUCGCUUCUAUAUGUUUCAUUCCUUCAAGCAAUUCCCAAGAUAUGUCACAGGAGCUUGUUGUCUCUUUCUGGCUGGGAAAGUAGAAGAAACACCGAAAAAAUGUAAAGAUAUCAUCAAAACAGCUCGUAGUUUAUUAAAUGAUGUACAGUUUGGCCAGUUUGGAGAUGACCCGAAGGAAGAAGUGAUGGUUCUGGAGAGAAUCUUACUACAGACUAUAAAGUUUGAUUUACAGGUGGAGCAUCCAUACCAAUUCCUACUCAAAUAUGCAAAACAACUCAAAGGUGAUAAAAACAAAAUUCAAAAGUUGGUUCAAAUGGCAUGGACAUUUGUAAAUGACAGUCUGUGUACGACCUUGUCACUGCAGUGGGAGCCAGAGAUCAUAGCAGUGGCAGUGAUGUAUCUCGCAGGACGUUUGUGCAAAUUUGAAAUACAAGAAUGGACCUCGAAACCCAUGUACCGGAGGUGGUGGGAGCAGUUUGUGCAGGACGUCCCUGUGGACGUGCUGGAAGACAUCUGCCACCAAAUCCUGGAUCUGUACUCACAAGGAAAACAGCAGAUGCCUCAUCACACGCCCCAUCAGCUGCAGCAGCCCCCGCCGCUCCAUCCCCCCCCACCAGUGCCACAAGUGCCACAGUCACAGCUGCCUCAAGGCUCCGAACCGCCCCAGCCCCAGCAGAAGGACUCCCAGCCGUCAGCCCCGCCACCACCGCAGCCGGCCCCGCCACCCAAGAAGCCAUCCCCACAGCCUAGUCCUCCCCGCCAAGUGAAGCGAGCCGCGGUCGUUUCUCCCAAAGAAGAGAACAAAGCAGCAGAACCACCACCACCUAAAAUCUCCAAAAUUGAGACCACUCACCCUCCAUUGCCUCCGGCCCACCCACCGCCAGACCGGAAGCCUCCCCUCUCAGCGGCCUUGGGCGAGGCCGAGCCGCCGGGCCCUGUGGAUGCCAGUGACCUCCCCAAAGUCCAGAUUCCUCCUCCGGCCCACCCCGCCCCCGUGCACCAGCCCCCGCCGCUGCCACACCGGCCGCCGCCACCGCCGCCCUCCAGCUACAUAACCGGGAUGUCCACCACCAGCUCCUACAUGUCUGGGGAGGGCUACCAGAGCCUGCAGUCCAUGAUGAAGACGGAGGGCCCCUCGUACGGCGCCCUGCCCCCCGCCUACGGGCCACCAGCUCACCUGCCCUACCACCCCCACGUCUACCCCCCCAACCCCCCCCCACCGCCAGUGCCCCCUCCCCCAGCCUCCUUCCCCCCACCCGCCAUCCCGCCCCCCACUCCUGGCUACCCUCCACCUCCCCCCACCUACAACCCCAACUUCCCACCCCCACGCCUGCCCCCUACCCACGCCGUCCCGCCUCACCCUCCUCCAGGCCUGGGCCUGCCACCAGCUAGCUACCCACCUCCAUCCGUCCCCCCUGGAGGACAGCCGCCUGUGCCCCCCCCCAUCCCCCCACCCGGCAUGCCUCCAGUUGGGGGGCUGGGACGGGCAGCCUGGAUGAGAUAACCUGACGCCUUUUCUUCCUUUGGUUUUGUAACAAGCUUUUCUAAUCUUGAGGAGUAGCUGAAGUGUGUGAGCAGCAGGGUACCUUGUAUAAUGCUAGACAGUUGCAGUAUGGGAGGAAGCGGACCGACUGGCUGAGAUGAAAUCGGGGUGGUCCUCCACAUCUGGAGAACGGGGACAGUGGCUUUCAGUGUAGCCUAGGCAGCACCGAUUGCCACCGACGGUGCUUGGUGGCAGCUGAUGUCGGCUGAGUCCUGCACUGGGUGACUUUAUACUAGUGAAAAUGUUAACCAGCCAUAUUGGCUCAAUGAAUAGCUUCAGUAAGGAGUGAAUUUCCUUCUAGAAAUCAGUGCCUAUUUUUCCUGGAUGCUCCGUUUUAAAUAGUCCAGUUCCAUCUGAAGUCAAGCUGUUGUCAUCGCUUUCAUUCUGUGAUCUGUCCCGUGAUACCCAGUAGGUCAGAAGAACCACUUUUUUGAUUUAGAGAUAUUUACAUCCUUUGUAUUAAAGUUAUUUUGAAGGGG
This is a messenger RNA of Rhinolophus ferrumequinum (greater horseshoe bat), 2540 nucleotides long. RefSeq names its product cyclin K (gene CCNK). Gene Ontology annotation, molecular function: cyclin-dependent protein serine/threonine kinase activator activity. Gene Ontology annotation, biological process: regulation of transcription by RNA polymerase II; positive regulation of DNA-templated transcription, elongation. NCBI's taxonomy places the organism in Eukaryota, Metazoa, Chordata, Mammalia, Chiroptera, Rhinolophidae. The coding region runs from base 283 to 2022 and encodes 579 amino acids. Gene Ontology annotation, cellular component: cyclin/CDK positive transcription elongation factor complex; nucleus. The transcript has 11 exons. The record is from RefSeq and is a predicted model, not a curated record.